Messenger RNA from Pocillopora damicornis (cauliflower coral), 2416 nucleotides. Its product is annotated as DNA-directed primase/polymerase protein. NCBI's taxonomy places the organism in Eukaryota, Metazoa, Cnidaria, Anthozoa, Scleractinia, Pocilloporidae. The record is from RefSeq and is a predicted model, not a curated record. Gene Ontology annotation, cellular component: mitochondrial matrix; nucleus. Gene Ontology annotation, biological process: replication fork processing; response to UV; mitochondrial DNA replication. Gene Ontology annotation, molecular function: chromatin binding; DNA-directed DNA polymerase activity.
ACAUGUUUGGUUCGCGUUUUUAAAAAUGACAUAUCGGUAAUUUUAAAAUCCAUGUGUAGAAACAUGAUUGUCGUGGAUACACGUUCAUAAGAUGGCAGAAAUUUCAAUUACUACAAGGGCGUUUUAUGGGAACAAUUCAAAGAGAUUGAAUAAAGCUUGGCAGCAAAAGAUGAAUAAACUGGAAAAGUGCGCCAGGGAAUUCGAAGAUAACCCAAUUUUACUCAAACGUCAAAGGAUAAACGACCCUCCACCUAUCUUUAAAACAUUCCCAAGACAACAAAUGGCCUUUGAUUACCUCAAGACUUGUCAAGAGGAUGUUCAUGUGUUUGCUAAAGAGAAAGACUGUCAUGGAAAACGUGGCUAUAUUGUUGCAACUUUGCCAUACUUUUGGCACAAGUAUACAAGGAUAUGUUCAUCAGAGGACAGAAAUUAUUAUGAAGUUAUACCAGAAGGGGCUGCUUGCCGACUGUAUUUUGACUUGGAAUUUAAAACCGAAUUUAAUCCACUAAAGGAUGGAGCCAGUAUGGUAGACAUUUUCAUCAAGUACGUUUGUCACCACCUGAAAAAUAUGUAUGGUGUUGACUGUGACAGGAAAUUUAUUAUAGAUUUGGAUUCAAGCACUUCUUCUAAGUUUUCAAGACAUCUGAUAUUCCACUUACCUGGUGCUGUGUUUAAAGAUAACAUUCAUGCUGGAAAUUUUGUCCGACACAUUUGCACAUUGCUGGAAAUGAAGCUCAGAGUUGGUACUGAGUUUUCUGUAAACAAAGACAUGGGUUUUACAUGUAACUCUCAUCAACCAACAAUGUCAGGGAGUGAGGUCUCGACUGGAAAUGCCCCCGUACCUGAAAAUGCUGAAAAGAUAUGUGAAGAGAAAGAACUUGAAAGCCUUACCUCAGUUAGCCUACAAGAACUAAGAGAACUUGUUGUGAAGGAUGGAAAAGGUGAAGUGGGGAUUUUCUGUGAUCAAGGUGUUUAUACAAAAAAUAGAAACUUUCGAAUUUUCAAGUCAACAAAGAUAGGAAAAGAUUCUCAUCUGAUUCUCUCCAGUCAGAACACCUACGAGCCCAGCUUCAAAGAUGCGAAAGGAAGUUUCUCCAAAGAUCCUGAGUACUUGCUAUUUCUUGAUUCUCUAGUUUCCAAUGUCAGCAUGCAAGUGGGUGGAAAAGAUGUAAAAGUUUUAACAUGUGGCAAUUGUGAGAAAUCUUGCAAAAGAUCCUCUCGAAUGGAUGCACGCGAUUCAAGUUCGCCUUCUCAGCAUGGAUAUGAACACUCCCCUUAUCCCGAGAUUGACAACUUUAUCUUAAGUGUUCUCAACAAGGGUGGAGUACAGGGUCAGAUCAGGAGAUGGGUUUAUUUCCCACAAGGAAAGUUAGUCACCUAUGAUGUUAUUAAUAACCGUUGGUGUGAAAACAUUGGAAGAGCGCACAAGAGUAAUAACGUGAUGAUUGUGGCAGACUUGAGACUUGGUGUUUAUUACCAGAAAUGUCACGAUCCCGACUGUAGAAGGAUUGACUAUCGUUCCCCUGAAAAGCCUAUUCCACAGGAAAUCAAUCCAUUGUCAAGUUGUGAGUUUGAUGAAUUUUUAACUGAUGAUUUUGAUGAUCAAGAGCUUUGCAAGUUAUUGUCUGAAUGUGAGCAGAAGCCAAAUGAUUCCGGGAAUGAUGAAGUGGAAGAAAUUCUAAACACGAAUGAGAACAACAUGAACAAAAAUUGUGUCUCAAGAACUAAACAAGAUGUAACGCAAUUUGACAUCAGUGGUUAUGUCACGCAACAUCAAGUUAGUGAUUGUGACUACGAUAAUGACUUGGACGAUGAAUUACUGCUUGAGCUUCAGAUUCCCGAGCACUUUUAUGAUAACAAGGAUGCAGUUUCACAUACAAAGAGCCUUAAGGAUCACAGCAAGUAUAUCUUACAAUCAUGUCACGAUAAUGACAAUUACACGAAUGAAAUACUGAAGUUAUUGCAUGGGGAAAGUAACCAAACCAAAUUAAGCGAAACGGCUGCAAUGGACCUUUCAUCAAACUAUGUGAUUUGUCAGGAUGAAACACACGCCAGGAUGAAUGGAAAAUGUAUGUGUAGUGGAGUAUUACCUGAAAAUAAUUGUGCUGAUGAUGUGAGGGUGAAAUUUUUAACAAAUGAGGAAGUUUCUGAGUGGCUAGAUGAAGAGUCUCUUGAUGAUUUAGAGUUGUCUCUGGCUGCGGAGGAGGCCGAAAGUACAGCUUAACUCAAAUGUAUCCCACUAGUUUGGCAAACUAGCUUGUUCCGAUACCCGACUCUUUGUCAGGGAAAUUUUUGAUGAUGGUGUUACUUAUUUCUUAAAUCCAAUUCGACUUGUGGAGCCCUGAUUUUAAGGUCGGUUUGGACAAGUUUUUUCAAAAUACUUUAAACGAGUAAUAAACAAUAUAGUACUGAGACA